This is a messenger RNA of Diuraphis noxia (Russian wheat aphid), 1930 nucleotides long. Its product is annotated as putative peptidoglycan muropeptide transporter SLC46. Gene Ontology annotation, cellular component: membrane. Gene Ontology annotation, biological process: transmembrane transport. The record is from RefSeq and is a predicted model, not a curated record. NCBI's taxonomy places the organism in Eukaryota, Metazoa, Arthropoda, Insecta, Hemiptera, Aphididae. Gene Ontology annotation, molecular function: transmembrane transporter activity.
AUAGUAAAUACUACGUAGUAGGUACCAAAGAACAAAGUAGUACCUACCGUAGUAGUAGAAGUGUAGUAAUUUAAAUUAUUAUUAUUAUUAUUUUUAUUUUUUCUCGACUGGAUGGUCUGAUCGUCAGCAAGUGGUACGUCUUCUAUCGGGCAAGACGCGAUUUUAUGACGUCGCGUAGGUCAUCCGUUGAACAAUGCGCACGACGUCCGUCUGUAAAUGUCACUGAUGUUACGUAAUGCCUUCCUUUGUUCGGUUAACAUUGUCGUACAACARGUAACACUAUCAUACUAUUAAAUAGUCAAUAUAUAUUGUCGUUGUUUUCGUAUCGUCCGAAUAUCGAGAAGUCCGCACCGCUGCUGAACGAGGUAAACAACAAUAAUAUUAUCAUCACCAAAAUUAGGCUACUCAUCUGUUCCGGCAGUCGACUGAUCCGCUGGCAUGGAAACCGACAGCGAGAGYGCGGCCGUGGUGGCCCUGGCGACCAGCAUACAGGAGCCUGAGCCGAAAYCGGAGACUGACAGUGGWGCGGUGCAGGUCUCCGAGCCCAAUGACAAGACCAAAUUCAGGCUGACUUUGGAGCCCAUCAUGAUGCUGUUACUUCUGGGAUUGAAYGUCAGCAUGAUGGUGCAGACUAACCUAAUUGAAGAACGUGUAUGCCUCCAUAGUGAUCUCGGGAAAAAUAAGUCUGUGAAUUGUUACAAUAUGACUGCAGCAGAACAAGAAAUAGUUCAACCAGCUGUGGCAGAUUUGCAGAUGAUUAAAAAYCUAAUUGAAACAUUGGUUCCUUGUGUAACAGCGUUGUUUUUAGGUCCAUGGAGUGAUGUAAACGGUCGUUUACCUUUGUUUUUAGCAGCUAUCUCAGGUAUGGUAGUAUCUAACUGUAUGUACUGUGUGUUUUCUACAAUACCCAGUCUGCCUCCAGUAAUGUUUUUGCUGUGCAGUGUACCUGUUGCUGUAAGCGGUGGAGGUGGUGCAUUGUUUAUAGCUUCAUUUUGUUAUAUUGUUGACAUUACUGAUUUCAAAACCAGAGCUUUCAGAUUAGGUGUAUUGCAAACAUUUAUAUCUUUUGGCUCAAUUAUUGGAUCAUUACUAAGUCCUUUGUUGUACAGUAAAUCACCUACUUAUGCUUUUGCCUUAAGUUCAAUGUUCACAAUAGCUGGACUACUAUACACAUCAYUUUUUCUCAAAGAAACUGUUGUCAUAAAAAAAGGUACAAAUACAAAACUUUUCAAUUUUAAUCUAGUAAAAAGUAUGUGGGAAACCGUUGUGAAGAAACGGUUUGGAUUUCUGAGAUGCAUAAUAAUUCUGUCUGCUGUGGUAUUAACUUUUAAUUUAGCUAUUGUAUUAGGUGAAGAUUCCUUGAUGUAUUUGUACCUACAAAAACAAUUUUCAUGGACUUUAGAAAAUUAUACUUUAUUUAACGCUUAUGCAACAUUAUUGAGUGCUAGUAUUCCUGCAAUUGGGUUGUACUUCUUGAGUACUAAACUUGAAAUACCAGACAUGUAUCUUGCUACUGCUGCGACAGGACUGCGAAUUAUAGAAAAAGUUGGUUUAGCAUACUCACAAUAUACUUGGCAAUUUUAUGUUGUGAAGAUUUUUGGUUGUGUGGUAUUGACUAGUGAACCACUAGUUCGGUCUCAAUUAUCCAAGAGUUUUCCCCCUGAAGAUUUAGGAAAAAUAUACGCUUUCAUAAGUGUGAUUGAAGGGUUUGGAACAUUACUCGGUUCUCCAAUAUAUACCACAGCCUAUAAUAUGACAAUCCAUAACUUUGCCAAUUUUAUAUUUCUUUUAUCAUCAAUAUUUGGCACAUUUGUUUUAGGUUUAUACAUAAUAAUAUUAUUUUUACUCUCAAGAAGUACCAAGACAGAAGAUUUAUUAAUUAUAAACUAAUUAUUGAUCACAGCAUAUUCAUAUAUUUUUAUAAAUUUAA